Molecule: messenger RNA, 2531 nt
Organism: Mercurialis annua (annual mercury)
Lineage: Eukaryota; Viridiplantae; Streptophyta; Magnoliopsida; Malpighiales; Euphorbiaceae
Exons: 4
Coding region: 174-2180 (668 amino acids)
Source: RefSeq, a predicted model, not a curated record
AUAACGUUAAAAUGAGGCAAUUUUGAUUCCAAAUUGACUCGUGGGUGGAAUAAAAAGAUUCAUCUGUUCUUGAUAUUGACGAUCUUUCGAAAAAUACUACAAAAAGGUAUACGAUUGUGUUCUUUCGGGAGUGUCUUCAAUCUUCAGACUACUUACUUAAAGUAGCUGAAGAAAUGUCGACAAAACGAGAAUUUAAACAGCCAACGCCAAGUAUUAUAGCGAGAUUAAUGGGUCUUGAUGAACCUCCGCGGCAGCAGCCUGUUCAAAAGAAACCAAGAGUGCUAUCUGAGGAUUAUUUGUAUAGAGUUGUUUCUAUUGGUGUCAGAGAGAAAUUAUAUGAUAGCUAUUCAUUUAGACCAAUUCUUGAAGAUCAGGAUGAGUGCAAGAAUGUCUUUCAAGUGUUAGAAUCUUUGAGGAGAAACAAGCGCCAACUUUCGGGGAAUAAGAAACUUGAUGAGACAAAUGAUGUCUCUUUACAAGCAGGGCAAGUCGCAGAAUUUGGAGGCAUUACUGUGUGCAAGAAAUCAAGGAAAUGUGAACAAAAGUAUGUGGACCCGCUGAAGAAAGUUCAGAAUGGUUAUGGGAUAUACGUUGAUGAUACAAACAAGUCGAGGAAAUCAAAUUUGAAGGUGGACAACAGAUCAUUCCUAACUUCCAGUACUUCGGUCCUAAAACCAAACUUGCGAGAGGCAGGUAACAUUGAUUCAGGCAAUGAAAAGAAAAAUGAUAUUUUAAUUACUCGUAAAAGGAAUAUGCGCGUGGAAGUGAAAGGAAGCCAAAACAUUCCAAAUGGCGUUCAAACUGGCAUGCGAAGGUCUAGAUUUUUAAGGGAAAGAACCAAAGAUGUCGGGCACAGUACAAGUACUAUAUCUUGCAUGAAACCAUGUUCUGAAAUUAGUGUUAAUAAGCCCUUUGAAAAAGAAUCUAGGCCGAGUAUACGUUCUUCUCCAGUUUUAUCUUAUAGGAACAGCCAGGUUUACAAUUCAGAUGGAUCAUAUGUGGCCAGGGCAGCGAAGAAACAAAUAUCCGAAAGAUGGAAGACAGCAAAAAAGUUUCAACUAGCUGAAAGGGCUAGUAGUUGCAAAACUCGGGGUGAAGAUGGUUCAGGCAUUGGAGGUGUUAACUUUUGUAAUUCUCUAGGCUUAAGCAGUUUGGGUGGUGGGGAGAAUGAGUGUUUUAGAAAUAUAUCAAAAUACAGGUCCCUACUUCCGUACUUCAAUGCUGAUGCGAAUCCUGAUACGAGAAGCAGCUAUGAAGCGUGCACAAAUGGCGAACAACUGAGAGACCAAGAAUCCAUCAAUAGGUUAAAAGAGAAGCCAGGGGAGAAAGACUCGAUUUUGUUAGCAGAAGAGAAAGAUUCACCGGAUAUGCAAGAUGUUUCAGUUCAGGAAAUAUGCAGAGAAAUAUUUGAAGAAGAUUCUAUCUCUUCACCAUAUUCUGGUACAGACCCAGAGUCUCCGAUGAGUGCAGAGGAGGCUUAUCGACUUAGUCCAAAUUCUGUACUGGAACCAUCAUACAAGAAAGAAAUCACAUACAUCUCUGAUUGUUUUAAAAGUGUGAAAACUUCUUUACAUGGUUUACAACUGCAACUUGAACUUCUAGAAUCAGAGGCAUUCGAAACAUACUCGGAAAUAUCCAGCAUUAUGGUUUCUAGUGACGAAGAUUCGGAGGAAGGAUCCGUAAAUGACUCUGAUGAAAAACAAAACCUUAUGCAUUUAGUCAAAGUUGAAGAGAGCAGGGACUUCUCCUAUAUGGUAGACGUGUUGGCAGAGGCGGGUUUUUGCAAUACAAACACGCAAACAGAUUAUGACAUGUGGCACUCUCGAGAGUUAAUCAGUUAUUGCGUCUUUGAGUCCAUGGAGAAGAAGUAUGGCGGACAGAUAUCUUGGAAGAGAUCAGAAAGGAAGCUAUUAUUUGACCGCAUAAAUUCCGGACUGGUUGAGAUUUUACAACCGUCGACAGGUUUGCUAGCUUCAACAAAACCUUUAUCGAGAAGGUUAUGCUUUAGCCAGGGAGAUGAAAUGAUUGAGGAGAAGCUAUGGAAGUUUCUCGUUAACCAGGUAAACGAAUCUGAGAAAUUCUUUGGGAGAGACGAUAAGUGGAUGAAGUUGGAUGAAGAUAUUCAGAUUAUCGGUAGAGAAAUAGAGAAUUCUUUGAUUGAUGAACUGUUUUUUGGGUAGAUGGCAGUUUCAUUCUUGAUAUAUAGUGAGAAUUACAUUAGAUAGGCAGAUAUUUUUGAUUGUUUUUGAAGAAAAAAGCAGAGUCAGAGAUUUUAUUUUUUUGUUUCUUGGACUUGUCAUCUGUUUUGGUCAUUACCUUUUUUCAGAACCAUUAGAGAUAGACAAGGGUGUAUAGCAAAAGUUUUGAUAGUGUGAGGUUUGAGAUUGAUAAGUCAAUUUCUGUAGUUUUUGUUAAAGAAUACAAGUGAUUCAUAGAUAUUCUUUCGUGCUAUAUCAAGGUAUUGUUUCAAAAAAUUUGCAUUUUUGUCACCGUUGAUGAGAAAUAAUAAUAGUCGAGUUUUUCUUCGAGAA